Molecule: messenger RNA, 279 nt
Organism: Aphanomyces astaci
Lineage: Eukaryota; Oomycota; Saprolegniomycetes; Saprolegniales; Verrucalvaceae
Exons: 3
Coding region: 1-279 (92 amino acids)
Source: RefSeq, a predicted model, not a curated record
AUGGGAAUCCAAAUGUGCGCCAAGAAGGACCUCACGGACAACGAUCGAACUGCAAUCCUACAGCAGCUUCUCGCGCGGAUGACGUCGCCGUCUCCUUUGGUGUUGACCGAAGCAUGGUUCGCCGAAUCUGGCACCGAGAUGCAGUCGACCUGUCCGACAAGCUUCCCCCGUGCCAGUCUGAACCUCAAGCACGACUCUGUUGCUGCCUGUCUCAAACUCGUGCCCAAGGCUCGACGGACAACAUUUGGGUCCAUCGCUGCCGCCGUGGGCAUCGAUUAA